Chaetura pelagica (chimney swift) is the source of this 3687-nucleotide messenger RNA. It is a transcript of the gene PPP4R1, whose product is annotated as protein phosphatase 4, regulatory subunit 1. Bases 1 to 2823 code for a protein of 940 amino acids. Gene Ontology annotation, molecular function: protein binding; protein phosphatase regulator activity. The transcript has 19 exons. Gene Ontology annotation, biological process: protein dephosphorylation. The record is from RefSeq and is a predicted model, not a curated record. Lineage: Eukaryota; Metazoa; Chordata; Aves; Apodiformes; Apodidae.
AUGGAGAUUUUGAGCAGUUUAGAGAUUGGUGUGGAUGACUACAGCUCAGAGUCUGAUGUCAUUAUUAUACCUUCAGCCCUGGACUUUGUCUCACAAGAUGAAAUGUUGACGCCUUUGGGAAGACUGGACAAGUACGCUGCAAGUGAGAACAUAUUUAACAGGCAAAUGGUGGCUCGAAGUUUGCUGGACACUUUGAAGGAAGUGAGUGAUGAUGAGAGAGAUUGUAUUGCUGUGUUGGAGAGAAUCAGCAGAUUAGCUGAUGAUUCAGAGCCAACAGUGCGGGCAGAACUGAUGGAACAGGUGCCUCAUAUUGCUAUGUUCUGUCAAGAAAACAGACCUUCAAUCCCAUAUGCUUUUUCCAAAUAUUUACUGCCUAUUGUGGUACGAUACCUUGCAGACCAGAAUAACCAGGUCAGAAAAACAAGCCAGGCAGCACUGUUAGUCCUGUUGGAGCAAGAACUCAUAGAGAGAUACGAUGUAGAGACCAAAGUAUGCCCUGUUCUGAUAGAUCUGACAGCUCCAGACAGCAAUGACGAUGUGAAGACUGAAGCUGUGGCUAUAAUGUGCAAAAUGGCCUCCAUGGUGGGAAAGGACAUCACGGAAAGACUUGUUCUCCCUAGGUUUUGUGAGAUGUGCUGUGACUGCAGAAUGUUUCAUGUUCGUAAGGUAUGUGCAGCCAAUUUUGGAGAUAUCUGCAGUGUGGUUGGGCAGCAAGCCACUGAAGAAAUGCUGCUGCCGAGGUUUUUCCAGCUCUGCUCUGAUAAUGUAUGGGGAGUUAGGAAAGCCUGUGCUGAAUGCUUCAUGGCAGUUUCUUGUGCGACGUCACAGGAAGUCCGGAGGACAAAAUUGUCAACCCUUUUUAUUAAUUUGAUUAGUGACCCUUCACGAUGGGUCCGCCAAGCUGCUUUUCAGUCUCUGGGGCCUUUCAUAUCAACUUUUGCUAAUCCAUCCAGCAGUGGCCAGUACUUUAAAGAAGAAGAUUGUAAAAAUGCAGAAGAUUGUAGUUCUGCACAGGAAAACAGUGAACAAGUCAGGACUACAGAAGGUGUAAUAACAGAGGAUGAGCACAACAGGACAGAGGAUCUGUCUUCACAUGCUGAUAAUGAGGAUUUUGCAACAAAACUUGAAAAUGCCAUGGAAGAUCAAAAUACAGUGUCAAAUAACUCCCAGAAGGAAAGUGAUUUCCAGACUGAGUCAUCCUUCCAUUGCACUUUGUCUUCAGAAUCUUGUGGGGAAAUGGCUGAUGAGAACGAGCAAAGUUCUCAUUGCUGUACAGCAAGUCUGCGUAAGACUGGGCUGAAUUCACAGGAAACCUCUCUUUCAGAGCAGGAAUUGUACAACUCUUUCCAUUUCUGGAGGACUCCACUUCCUGAAAUAGAUAUUGACUUCGAGCUUCAGCAGACUUCUGAGAUAUUACUUGAUAGAGAAAUUCAGGAACUCACUAUGCCAGUGUCUCCAAACAUUCCUAUGGCAACAAGGAAAGAAUUGGAAGAAAUGAUAGAAAAUUUGGAACCCCAUAUAGACGAUCCCGAUGUAAAAGCACAAGUGGAGGUGUUGUCUGCUGCACUCAGAGCAUCCAGUUUGGAUCCUCAAGAAGAGACAAUGGCUAGCAUCAGCAAGGGAACAGACUCACAGACUGAACUAACCAUCAAUGACCAACAGAGUUUUAAACCUAUACUGGGUGAUAUUGUGCCUUUAAUUGGUGACACUGUUGAGAAUAUGGAUUCUACACUUCACUAUAUUCAUAAUGAUUCAGAUUUGAGCACCAACAGUAGUUUCAGCCCUGAAGAAGAAAGAAAAUCCAAAGUACAGGAUGUUGUACCUCAAGCCUUGCUGGAUCAGUAUUUAUCAAUGACUGAUCCAUCCCGUGCACAAACAGUUGAUACCGAGAUUGCCAAACACUGUGCCUACAGCCUACCAGGUGUGGCACUUACAUUAGGCAGGCAGAAUUGGCACUGUUUGAAAGAUACCUAUGAGACACUGGCAUCUGACAUGCAGUGGAAGGUUCGGCGGACUCUAGCAUUUUCCAUACAUGAACUUGCUGUCAUCCUUGGAGACCAGCUUACAGCUGGAGAUUUAGUUCCUGUCUUCAAUGGCUUUUUAAAAGAUCUAGAUGAAGUCAGGAUAGGUGUGCUUAAACACUUGCAUGACUUUCUGAAGCUUCUUCAUCUUGACAAAAGACGAGAGUAUCUUUAUCAGCUUCAGGAAUUCUUAGUGACUGAUAACAGCAGGAACUGGCGUUUCCGAGCUGAGCUGGCUGAGCAAUUGAUCUUGCUUCUAGAUCUGUACAGUGCCAGAGACAUCUAUGACUACUUGCGACCUAUCGCUUUCAGCCUCUGUGCAGACAAGGUGUCUUCUGUCCGCUGGAUUUCUUACAAGCUGGUUAGUGAAAUGGUAAAAAAGCUGUAUAUGGCUUCAACAUCAACUUUUGUGGUAGACCUCAUGAAUGAACUUGUUGAAAAGUUCUGUAAAUGUCCCAAAUGGUCUGGUCGGCAAACUUUUGUAUUUAUUUGCCAGACUAUCAGUGAAGAUGACUGCCUGCCCAUGGACCAGUUUGCUGUGCAUCUGUUGCCACACUUAUUACAUUUGGCAUCUGACAGGGUUCCAAAUGUUCGAGUCCUGCUUGCAAAAACGUUAAAGCAAACUCUUUUAGAGAAAGAAUAUUUUCUGAAUUCUGCCAACUCUCAUCAAGAAGCUGUGGAACAGACUAUUAUGGCUCUUCAAAUGGAUGAUGACAAUGAUGUCAAAUACUUUGCAAGCAUACACCCUGCCAGCACCAGAAUUGCAGAUGAUGCCAUGAGCACUGCUUCAUCAACUUACUAAGAAGUUCUGAAUGUUGCUAUAAUUAAAAACAAAAAAAAAAAAAUUAAACUAUCCUCAAAUGCUUCUAAAAUGGUUGAUUUAGGACAGCCUCUUUGGAAGGAGAGAUUUCUUGCCAGAUUUAAUAGGUGGAUAUUAUCUAAACCAGGGAUUUUAAGUCAAGAAAAAGUAAACAUACCUGUGUCAGCUUAACCGUAGAAAAACAUUGCUCAGAGGAUUAUUUUUGCCACCGAAGCCUUAAAUCUUCUGUCUUCCUGAACAAAUGAAACUUGAAUUGGCAGAUCAUUUUCAUGGUAAAAAGGAUGUGAUUUCCAGAGACCUGCAUUGUUUCUCCUGAGGAGUUAACUUAGCAAGUAUUUUCUGUAGCAACUGGUAGAUGAAAUGGCCAGAAAGGCACAUUUAUACCGGGAUGUAAGACCUCCAGUAUUAGCGCUAAAAGUUUUUAUCAUUCAAGGACUUAAUCUGUGUGCAGCUGGGCACACCCUUAAGUGGGAAUAGCUUUCAUGUUUGUAAAUGGGGAAGAGUAGAAAUUUGGAUUUCUCUUAAGGGCUCAGUGCUAACACUAAACUAGAAUUUGAUUUUAAUCCUUAAAUGCAGCAUAUUGCUGUACUCAUUAGUAGAAAACUUUGCUGAGUACCUGUGUCCUAAUUAUUUUCAUGCUGGUCAUGACCUAAAGGAAAUUUAUUAGCACAUGUACUUUAAGUCAGGUAUUUUUAACUUGAUCAUGAUCAGCUCAGAGGUGCAACUUUUUUCUUCAUAUACUGUACAUAUCUGUGAGCCUCCUUGGAGUGCUGCAGUCUUUAAUCAUGUUGUUUAAAGCUGUUGUGAUACAAGUUGUUCUCUACUUGUCCAAAUAAAAUUUAUUAA